This is a messenger RNA of Oreochromis niloticus (Nile tilapia), 1683 nucleotides long. Its product is annotated as dual specificity protein phosphatase 13A family protein. The coding region runs from base 69 to 629 and encodes 186 amino acids. Gene Ontology annotation, molecular function: MAP kinase phosphatase activity; protein tyrosine/serine/threonine phosphatase activity. Gene Ontology annotation, cellular component: cytoplasm. The transcript has 3 exons. Gene Ontology annotation, biological process: negative regulation of MAPK cascade; protein dephosphorylation. NCBI's taxonomy places the organism in Eukaryota, Metazoa, Chordata, Actinopteri, Cichliformes, Cichlidae. The record is from RefSeq and is a predicted model, not a curated record.
GUCUCAGUGAAGCCUUAACACUGAGUUUGAAAAUAAAUGUUGAGAAUAAAUCAUACAUAGGGAUAUGCAUGUGGUCAACAAUGAACAAUCUGCAGGAAAACAGUGCAGCUUCUCCUGCCACUCCUUCUGUGAAAGACCUUGAGAAGAUUUUGUAUGGAGGUAAAAGGUUUGGUAAUCAUGUUGAUGAAGUUUGGCCUAACCUGUUCAUUGGAGAUAUGUCAGUAGCUAAUGAUCGCUACAGUCUGUGGAAGCUGGGAAUCACCCAUGUUGUGAAUGCAGCUCAUGGGAAGACGCACUGUCAGGGGAGUCACUACUUCUAUGGAUCCACCGUGGAUUAUUAUGGAGUGCCUGCAGAUGACUCACCGUCUUUUGACCUCUCUCGAUAUUUCUUUCCCUCUGCUGAGUAUAUUCAUAACGCACUUGACACGACAAGUGCUCGAGUUCUCAUCCACUGUGCUGUUGGCGUGAGCAGGUCUGCCUCCAUCGUCCUGGCCUACCUAAUGAUCCACCACAAUUACACGCUACUAGAUGCAAUCAAUAAGGUCAAAGAGCGCAGGUGGAUCUUCCCAAACAGAGGAUUCCUUAAACAGCUUCGUGCUUUGGAUAUGAAACUGCAAAAGACUUCAUGACCGCUUCAAAAAAUAAAGAUCUUCUGAUGCACAUAACCUCAAAACAGCUUUUUCUCCAGACAAAUGAGAGACUUGAUGACUGUGUCAGUUGAAGGAAAUGCUGUGCUUUGACUUUAAUCAGUUUGUUUCAGGAAUGGAAUCGAAUCAAAUGUAUUUCCCCCACAACUCUGGCGCUGUGUUUGAUGUGAAUUAUGCGGCCUCUCUAUAUAAUAUCGACCCCGUCUUAAUAGGAGAUCAAUGUAAUGAACUCUCCUCUGGGCAGAAUCAAUUUAAGGGACUGAAUAUGAGAUAUAGUUUUUAUUUAACCUUAGUGUUGUGUUGAAGAAGCUUUUAUCCAUUGUGCUGCAGGUGAAAUUAAUCUGCAGUGUGUUUUAAUUUUAAAACAAUUCAAUUUUGGCUGGGGUUUUUGUCUUGGUAAGUACAAAAACUUACAUAAAACUUUUAUUUUGAAACCCUGAAGUGCACCCUGGAAUUGCUUUAUCAUCAGAUAUAGUAUUUAAUACUCAAAUGAUUCGGUUUCAAAGUCUUUUUUUUAUCAGUAUAUUAGCAGUUUCCUUGCAGCUGUCCCAAAUUUUCUUUUGUUUCUACCACAAUUGUGAUUUGGGGUAAAAUGUCUCCAAAAAUUAUUGGAUGGAUUGAACUGAAAUUUCUCCAGAUACUGUGAUCCCCUCAGGAACUUUUUAUUGUUGACUCUCAUGAACUAAUAUCAUCGGUCAAAUCCACAGUUCUUCUCAAGUGGUGCUUCAUGACUAAGUACCUGUAAACAACAGAUUAACAUUAUCAUCAUCUGUUAUCUACAGAUGAGGCAUUCAUGACUGUAGCAAUGCUUACAUAUUGGACCAAGAUGAUGAACUUGAUCAACAUUAGGCUCUUUGAUCUAUACUCUAUCUUUGAAUGUGUUUUAGUGAAAGCCUAAACAGAUCUUCAUUUAAAGUUGUUGCUUCUGUCUUCAAAUCUCCAGCUGAUCAUUUUAAUCAGUUCCACUAAUAAUAAUACUAAUAAAAUGUAUCAUGGUCAUUAUUUGUUGGCACAAAUGGAAUACUAUAAAAGUAAA